Messenger RNA from Myxozyma melibiosi, 919 nucleotides. RefSeq names its product uracil phosphoribosyltransferase, synthesizes UMP from uracil. NCBI's taxonomy places the organism in Eukaryota, Fungi, Ascomycota, Lipomycetes, Lipomycetales, Lipomycetaceae. Gene Ontology annotation, cellular component: cytoplasm. The coding region runs from base 185 to 856 and encodes 223 amino acids. The record is from RefSeq and is a predicted model, not a curated record. Gene Ontology annotation, molecular function: ribosylnicotinamide kinase activity. The transcript has 6 exons.
CCGCCAGUAGAUAUCGCGACAGAUCUCAAUUCCCAGCCGUGAGAAUACUUAAAACCAACAAAUCCGAGUUGACGGGGUUUGUACUUCCAACCGCUAUCGCUCCUACCAUCACCAACUCAGCUUGGCAGCAGCAGCAGCAGCAAGAAUUGAUUACUUACAUAGAGAAUUCUGAAGCAAUUGCAUAAUGUCGAAGGCAGCUACUCUGUCGAUUACCUCGAAAUGGCCUGAAGUCACUGUCGUGUCGCAGACGCCGCAGUUGAUUGCGUUGUUCACGAUUAUUAGAGAUGUCAACACCAAGCGUGGCGACUUUGUGUUCUACAGUGACCGAAUUAUUCGGAUAUUGGUCGAAGAAGGUCUCAAUCAUCUUCCAGUCAAGGACAUCGAGGUCCCUACUCCUACCGACGUGACUUACGACGGCCUCCAAUUCGAGGGCAAAAUCUGCGGCGUGUCGAUCAUGCGCGCAGGCGAGGCAAUGGAGCAAGGUCUUCGCGACUGCUGCCGCUCUGUGCGCAUCGGUAAGAUUUUAAUCCAGCGCGACGAGGAGACCGCCGAGCCUAAGCUGUUUUACGAGAAGUUGCCUGCCGAUAUCAAGGAUCGAUACGUCCUUCUGCUCGACCCCAUGCUCGCAACCGGCGGCUCGGCCAUCACCGCCGUCGAGGUUCUUAUCAGCAAAGGCGUCCCCGCCGAGCGCAUCUUGUUCCUCAACCUCAUCUCUACGCCUGAAGGAAUCGAGACUUUUGUCAAGGCUUGUCCUGGUGUUAAGAUUAUCACUGGGUUUAUCGACAAGUGUCUCAAUGAGAAGAAAUUUGUGUCCCCCGGAUUAGGCGAUUUCGGUGAUAGAUAUUACUGCAUCUAAGCUCGACGCAGUUCAGUUUUGUAAUUUUCAUUAUCAAUCUUGUAUAAUUCAUAAAUUUCUCGA